This is a messenger RNA of Pieris napi, 3617 nucleotides long. RefSeq lists its product as uncharacterized. NCBI's taxonomy places the organism in Eukaryota, Metazoa, Arthropoda, Insecta, Lepidoptera, Pieridae. Bases 305 to 1609 code for a protein of 434 amino acids. The transcript has 10 exons. The record is from RefSeq and is a predicted model, not a curated record.
UAGAAGAAUUAAAAUGUGAAUCUUAUUCCUAGCAUUUAUCAUCUGUUUUGAAUUGAAUCUAUAGUCUUUGUAGUUAAUUAAAAAAACAUCAGCCAUUGUGAAAAAGUGAAGGAAAAAAAGGUGAACAUUUAUGUCAAAAUUUUCAAGGCUGUUUUGUGAUGAUUUUAAUUAAUAUAAACGUAAAAAGUAUUCUAACAAAACUUAUAUUUUGACGUCGGGUUAGGUUUCGUGUUUUGUUAUACAGGAAAAAAAUAGUAAUCUUACAGUGAAAGGUUCAAAACAAAGAAUUAUUAUUGUUGUUAACAUGGGUUAUUAUUGCACUGUUCCACAAUGCACUUCGUUGGCCGGCAAGACGAAGAACGUCAAAUUCCACCGAUUUCCCCGCGACGAUGCAAUGGCUAUGAAAUGGAAUAUUAUUUUAAAACGAAUGAAACCAAUAACAAAAUAUUCAAAAGUGUGCAGUUUACAUUUUACACAAGCGGAUUACAAUGUCACUACUAUGGGUAAGAAUAAAGGUCAAUGGAAGACGUUGAGCAAAGACGCAGUACCCACACAGAAUUUACCAAAACUAAAUCCAGAUGGCACGGUUAUGGUUAUUCGUAAGAGUCGGACGAGUGUUAAAUAUAAAGGCGAUAAGAAGGAUGAGAACAGUCAAUGCCACCAAGAAUACUACUCUAUUGUAAAAGAGGAGUUGUCAAUGGAUAGUCAAACUAUAAAGACAGAAUUGAUGAGCCCAGACCCAACCACAGAACCACAAAGAGUUAUUGCACCACAAUCGUCUAUAGUUUCAACUGUAUUUCAGUUAGCCAGCCGCCUUCAAGGGUUUAAUUCUCCAGAGAAACCAAAAACCCAAGACGCAAUAAUGCAAACGGAUCCCUUAUCAGAUGAUGAAAGUCCCGGCAAAUAUGAAUCGCCCGAAUAUGUGUAUCCAGACGACUAUUUUAAAAACAAAGAGUAUUUACCACAGACAACAGAGGAAUAUAAUAAAGAAGCGGAAAAAUAUGCGUUGGAGAGAAAGAGCAGUACGUUUGACAGUUUUCAGAAAACUGUAGAUUUUACAAAAGAGAAAAAUGAGGAAAAUUUUGGGAAAGACGUAUAUCAGAAGAUGGAUUACCUCUAUUAUCAAGAUAGCGCUGAGAUGUUGAGGAAUCAACAACAAAAUAUACAUAUGUUACAGGAACAACAUAGAAUGAAUGAAAAUCAGAAUUUCUUCGACGAGAAUCAUAUAAAGCAAGAAGUGGAGGUCUAUGCAGAGGAAGACAAAUGCUUUGAAGGCAAGGAGAGAGCUGAAGAACUUUACGAGAAUCACACCAUUAUGCAACAGACAGAAGAGGAAGUCAAACAGGAACCGGAAAAUAGUAAUAACAAUGGCAGUGAAACAGUAAUGCAGUCGCAACAAUUUUUCAACACACAUGUUCAGAUACCAGAUCCAUUGUACAUAAGUCGACCAGGGCCUGAGUUGUUGAUCGCGAAGCAGAACGCUUUAGCUGCGCACGCGCAGUUAUGGCAAAACACAAAGAAGCGACCAUUCUUCUACAGUGACAACAAUCAGUGUACCACUACACCACUAAUGCAUCGGUAUGAGGAUUUAUCGCGAAUCCUUCAGUGAAAGUCAUUCCUGGUAACUUGUCUGACUGAUUUGGUUUCAUUUGUUUUUCAUUUUCUGAAAUUGUACAACAUUCCACCAUUUGGAAAUAUACAUAAUUAUUUGGCUUUAUGUUUUGGUCAAAUUUUUAAACUUGUUAUACAGUGACAACUUUAAUUUUCGGGUCAGUUAUGUUUUUGGUAUUUUUUAAUUUAAAGCCAAUCUUGUCAGACUUCAAUCUCUUAAGUUUUUUGUGUGAUAUACAUAGAUGAUAGUUUAUUGUAAUUUACUGUAUGGGGAUCAAUUUUUAUACAAGGACGUAGCUAUGAUGUUAAUACCAAAAAUAUAUAUUUAUUUUUUAUUUAUUUAUUUACACUUUGUUGCAAUAAAAAUAAAAGAAACACAAAUAACACAAUACAUAAAAAUUAUAAGAGAUUUUUUAUUAUUACAUAAAAAUAAUAAUAAAAAAAACUUUUAUUUAACCAAUAUACUAUAUAUACAUCUAUAUAUAAUCUUUUACGUAAAAUCAUAGUAAUGUUUCAGAUAAUUUGUAGUAUUUUUUUUCAUCAUCAAGAUCAAAAUAAUAUUACAUCUGAAAAUAAUUUUUGUUUGUCGUUGCUACGUCCUAAAUAAAAUAUUUUUAUUUAACCAAUAUACUAAGAUAUCUUUAUUGUAUAGAAAAAGUAAUAGUUUGUACUUUACAUUUUCUACUGUAGACAUUGACAGAUGUCACCUCUUGAAGGCCUAGCGAAUCUGUCAAGGGAGAACCAAAGUAAGUUGUUAGAAAGGCCAUAAACUACAGAGUCUCCCUAGCAGCUUAGCAUUAUGGUGCCAUUUUUUAUUUACGUGAACCAUAAUAAGUCUUGUUUUAAUAUAUAAAAUGGAACUUCUAAAAAAUUUUACACUACUAUAUGUUCUUCUAGUAAACAAAAAUGGUCUGAGAGCCGAAAUAUAGAAUCAAUAAUAUGCCGGAAUUCGAUUUUACGUAUUAUUCUCUAGAGGAAUGUAAUAUGAGGUGACCAAUUGGAACAUUUUCUUACUUUAAAAAUAAUAAAAUUGUGAUAUAAACAGGAGACACAGAGUUUUUGAAAAGUUUCAUUUCUAUUACGUGUACAGUUCUGCAAGGGCAAUUGUAAUAAAUAGUUACCAGUUAGAUUCUUAUUGCAUUUUAUAUGCUGGCAUCAUUUUUGACUUAGCAUUUUUUCUGCAGUGUGAGAUGGCAAUAUUUAUAGCUUUUUUUUUACAAAAAAUGCUGUAUCUUAAAUGAUGCGUCUUUUGGAAGAGUACACCUGGGUGGUGAUAUAUCGAAUUUAAGAAUAAUGUAUAAAUUUAGAUUAAGUAUUGUCACAAGAAAGAACUAAAUUUUUUAAAUCUUGCCAAAGUUUUAGGACACAUGUAAAUAUGAAAAAUUAAUAUAUUUAAGUUAUUUUUUUUUGGCGUAUUUGGAGUUGAUAUUUUAUUUUUUUUGGUGCUGUUAUUUUAUAUAUUUUAGAAUCGAGUACAAUUGUGAACGCACAUAUUUUUCUAGGUUUCUGUUUUUUUUAUUUUUAUUGAAAGUUCUAUCAAUGACAAUGAUGCGAUGCAGGUAUAAUAUCUUAUUGUAUUUUUGGAAGAUUAAAAUCAGUUAUCGUAGUUUGGCGUUGUAAGAGAUUUUUUAAAAUCAAUUUCGUCAAAUUAUCUUGACUUGUGUACUAAUCGUCAAAUAUAUAGAUUUUACAUUAUUGUAUAAUCUAUAUAAAUAAUUUUAAAUACGGAAAAGAUAAAAUAUAUUUCAGUAUGAAAAAUCGAUUUUUAAAAAUCCACAGGCCAAAGCUAACGACUUUUACUCUAUGAAUGAUGUAAGAAAUUUGAUUAUUUGCUUGCGUCGUAUGGGAACGAAAUUUUAUUUUUUUGUUAUAAUUUAUUAUUUGGUAGCUUAUAGAGUAAAAUUCUGUUCAUAUAUACUCUGGAUUUACUGAUUGUAUUUAUAAUAAAGGAUAUUUUGCAAAUUAUCUGUGAAUAUUUGUAAAGAUAAAGUUACCAGCUGUAAUUU